Molecule: messenger RNA, 2140 nt
Organism: Exophiala oligosperma
Lineage: Eukaryota; Fungi; Ascomycota; Eurotiomycetes; Chaetothyriales; Herpotrichiellaceae
Exons: 1
Coding region: 404-2140 (578 amino acids)
Source: RefSeq, a predicted model, not a curated record
AUACUAUCGACAUGAUAUCUUGAUUGCUAAUAUUGAUAUUGCCAACAUUGGCCAGGCUACAGGAAAGACGUAACUCUUGGUGGGUGGUGCGAAGGUCGGAGAUGAGCCGGGCAGAUCGUGCUGAAUUCGGAAAGGACAGCAAUAAGCCAAAACUCCCAGUGCGACCAGCUUGAACCCAGUAGUAACACGUGCAUGAUGAGGUAUGAUAAAUUAACAAAGGGAAUUGCGAAGAAGAACGCAAACUGAAGGAGAUUGCAAAGAAGUUGAGGUUGAAGGUCGGAUUUGAUCUCCGAAGCGGGAAAAUUUCAUGGUGACACAAAGACAACCACAUCUGGUCAGUAAGCCAACGCAUUCGACAUAGUCUAUUGAUUUCACGGAGCUCUGGACGCUUUAUGUCAACACAAUGUCUGUAGACGCGGAAUGGUUGCAGAGUUAUGCAACAGCGAGACAUGACUGGAACGGCAUCACACAGAACGGCAAGCAAUUGUUCGUCCGCCGAAUCGGCAUUGUCGAGUCGAUGUUUGAUGUCGAUGGAACAGAUUUCGAGGGGCGAGCAGACCUCACAAUACAUUUACAUAUUGAGGUCAGAACAUCUUCUACAAUCGACACUCUGCGAGAUAGGCUUCUCGAGGCAUGGGCUAUUCUGCGGCAGGAACAUGUGCUUCUCUCAACCAAGGUGACUGAGGCAACUAGCAUUGUACCAUCUGACCCUGCCUAUACUCACCAAGAUCGAGUCUUCGUCUUCGAGCCAGCAUCAAAUGUCGAAGACAUGCGAUCCAGCGCCAGAGAUCAUAUAGUGUUCGUGGACGACUUUUACCAUGAUGUCAAUCCCGAAGAGUUCUUCAUCCAUGCCCUGAAUUCGGGCCGAUGUAUCAACGCGUCCGAGGCUUUGAGCAAAAUCUAUGUCAUGCCUAUGAAAUUGGACAAAGAGGGCUUUUGCCAGCUGCACCUAGUCGUUAUUGCAGCUCACCAGAUAAGCGAUGGUCUCUCAUUUCAGAGAUGGAUGGCUAAUCUCAUUGACUUGAUCAAUUUGCCACCAAAGCAACUCAGAUCAUACGCGAAGCGUCUUUGCAGUGCGACUCCUUUGUCAAGACUUCCACCAGCACAGGAGUCUCUCUAUCCACCAGCCCAAGGGAACAGAGCUAAGCAGCGAUGGUUCUGGUUGCUAGCACGCAUUCUACGUCACACUCGAAUUUCACCUCCAGCAUCGUUCCAGAACCCUUUAAGAAGAAGAAACCCACUUCCAUCAGCCCUGGCGUUCCAACCCAAGUUCUCCAAAGUGCUUGACUACACAAAUGUCCCACCUCUCAACGGUUUCCGGGUUCGUGCUGAACUCAACGCAGGAUCAACUCGAAAAUUAGCCGACAUAUGUCGCCAGGCCAAAAUCAGCAUCGGCAGUGGCUGUUUCGCGUUGGUGGCGAUGGCGAUGAUGCUGUUUGAGGAGAAACGUAAUCCUCACGUGCCAAUGGAACAACGACGGCCUUUCGUGGGGUCGUUUCCCAUAAAUCCACGCCCAUUUCUGACAGCGAAAGCAACGACUGGGAGGGAAGACAGCUUGAUUCUUGCUUUCAGUGACGGUAUUACCUUACCUCAUCUGCCUAGUCACCUUGACUUUCAAGGCAGACUCAGACUGUUGGGGAAACAGGCAUCACGACAAUUGCGCCAGUACCAGAAACGGCCUCGGAAGCCAGAAGAAGAGAUCCAAAUGGGUUCCAAAAGCCCAUCCCAACUAUUCCCACUCCUCUAUCUUUCAACCAUCGAGCGUUUAGGAGCGAAAGCCACUGGAGAUCGAAGACAUGGUUGGAAUAUUCAGGGUAACUAUCCAGCUAAACGCUCGGCGACUCUCUCAACUUGCGGAGUAAGUUCUGUAGGAGCGCGAUCUUCCGUGAUUUCGUCCGGCAGGUACAACACACAGGAGCUACCAAGAAGCGAUAAAAUCAACGCAGACUUCCGCAAUCUAAGCACCACUGUAAGGGCAAGGGACGGGGAAUUUCUCGUGGGAGUGGUUGGAGACACCGACUGUAUUCGGUUUCAGGCCAGCUACGAUGGCUGUGCGAUUGAUCCUGAACUUGCCGAAGAAUGGAAGACAUGGAUAGAGACUGUUUUGGACCCUGAGGAGGUUCCAAGCGCAAAGCUUUAA